This is a messenger RNA of Stylonychia lemnae, 4509 nucleotides long. Lineage: Eukaryota; Ciliophora; Spirotrichea; Sporadotrichida; Oxytrichidae. The record is from the annotation of a GenBank genome assembly.
AUGGAUUAUACCAUUCCAUUUCUAGGUGCUCUAGGCAAAUAUUUGGUCAGCGGCACAGAUUAAAAUAUGCAAGAGAUUAAAGAGUAAAUCUGUGCUCCUGAUAACAGGCUUAUUGAAAAAAUGUUCACAAUAAUAAAGAAAAGUACUAGGGUAGUUUUUCGAGAGGACUAUGAAAAUUCUAAAGCAUUCAACCAAAAUCCAUCUCUUUACGAUUAAAGACUGACUCCAUCAAUGCCUGAGGAAACCUCAUAUGGCUAUGAGGAUGCUAAUGGCAAUCGGUAUUUCAAUGAUAUUGGCCCAAUGUACUCUUAUGAGGAUCUCGAAAGAAUGCAUGAUGAUCCCAACUAUAACAUAAGACUCGAGGAAUAUAAACAAAGAGUCGAAGAUAGGAAAAAUGGGGUACCUAUUAGAGAAUAUGAUAAUGCUAGAGAUAAAGAAAUACCUGGAAAAAUGCUUUCUGCAGUAGAUACAAGCCGAGCCUAAUCUUUUUAAAUCUAGCAGCCUGUAAUUCAGAUGGAUGAUAGACCUAAGCAACUUUAAAAAUAUGGAAUAGUGCCUGGAACCUCUGAAAAGCAUGGUGGCUAAGAGAGAGUUGAUGUAGAUACCCGAUUAAGGUAUUUGCUUCAAUAUCCUCCUAAAGAUUCUGUCAUUCUCAGUAGAUAGUAUAAUCUGGAUUAAAUUGAUUAAGCUAGGAAAUAGCAAUCUCACACUAACGCUAAAGUCAACAUGAAAAACUUAACCAAAGCAUAGAAAUUGACAGUAGGGCCUAGGUUUACUUUUCCAAAUUUCGUCAAUGAAUAUGAAGCCUAUUUCAAUCCUAUUCACUCAUAUGUAGAUGAAAAUGGACAAGUUAUGCAAAUAGACAUGAAUGGUGAUCACAUUCCAAGAGGAUUUUGCUAUAAGCCGGGUGCGAUAAUUUUGAAAAUGACCAAUUAAAUGAGAUAUAUCUAUGUCCUUGCACUUAUGAUUUUAAAGAAGUGCAGCUAAUUAUUUAAACAUGAGGUCCAAAAGAAAGCCAUCUUCUUAGAGACUUAGUUGAAUGGAAAAAAGACUACGAAUUCAUUGCUGCAUACAUUGGUAUUUAUCGUUUAGAAGGCAGAGUUUGAAAGGACUGUAUUCCCUGAUUUCCUGAAUGAAAUUCUAACAAUUGAAGGUGAUGUUAAUUCUUAAACAGCUGAGAUUAUGUCGUAUUUACUGGAACAUCCAUCAAUUGUGCAAUCAUUAAUGAUGAAUAAUGACUUUUCAUUCUAGGUGCUUGCAUCUAUAAAAAAUAAUGGAGAUGAAUAGAAAAAUCAAAUCUAAUUCUCACUGUUUGCUCUUGAUAUCCUGAACUAGCUGGUGUUCUCUAAGGUUUAUAUUCAUCCUUAUUAUGCAGAAAUGAUUAUCUUGGAUAUUUUAGAGAGAUAUUAUUAUGAGUAAAUACCAAUUGAGAUUUUCGUUUCUUUGAAUAUGACUCUGGCUAAGCUUGCGGUAUCUCCGUUUUAUAGAGGAAGGAUUACUAGAAUGAUAUUUAAAAUAAUUACAACGCCAGUUGAUGACGGCUCUGCCACUCCAGCCAAGCCGUCUCCUAAAGGGAAAUCAUCUAAGGCCUCCCCUGCUGCAACUAAGGCUUCUCCUGCAGGGAAAAAUACUCCCUCAAAAUCUGUGAAGCUUAGCAAGAAUAAAAUAAAGGAAAUGAAAACUGCAUUUAUUAUAGAUGAGGAGAAAUUAGAUCAGUAUCUAAAGAAGCUUUAUAAAAAUGUGAAGUAUUUGUAUUCAUAUUCCGGCCUGACUAAGUAAUUGUUUAACGAUAUAAAAAACAAUUCACCCUAUAUUCAAAAUACUGAAGAGCAGUUUGAGAGAUCUUUGGAGAUUGUUGAAUUGAUAAAAAAGGGAUAUUAUGAUUAAUGCUUUAAUGAAAUGGACAUAGAUAAUGGUCCUAAUGGACCAUUAUAAAUUAUGGAUCAAUUCAAAGAAGCAGUAAAUGGUCUAGAAAUUUUCAUUUUCAAUGAUAAGUCAGGACUACUUAAAUCAAGCGAGCUUGUUAAGGCCUAGGAUGUAGAGAGCAUGUUUUUGAAAUAUGCCUUCGAAGAUAGUUUGAAACUCAUUAUUCUGAAGCAGAUAAAUACUGAAAACUAGGAGAGAAAAUAGAUUUAAUAAAACCUACUCAUUUUAAGUAACUCUCAAAGCAGAUUGAUUGAUCAGAGUCUGUGCAGUCUUUGCAAGUAAAUGAGAAAUCUGGCUAAUGAUAACUUUGAGCAGAUGAUAAAGUUCUACUUUCAAAAAUUUAUUCAAAUUAGUUUCGUAUCUGAAGGUAAAUCCUUAUAGAGCAUUCAAUAAGAGAGCUAAGAUGCAAUGACCUUUGAUAGAAAUAAGGUCCUAGAGAUCAAGCAUAUAGGACUCUUCUAAACUAUCUUAAGUUUUCUUAUACUUACUGGGAUGGGUAUCAAUCAUGAUAAGACGAAAGAAGAACUUGAGUAAGAUGAAGAUGUAAAUUUGGAGUUGAAAUUAAUAGUAGAGCUGAUAUAAACAACUAUAUGCGGGUAGAAUGAGAAUUUGCACACUAUGGAUUUCUUAUGCUUCUCUAUUAUGGUGCAUAAGAUAUUUCAAACUCAUAUUCAUGGAGAAAAAGCGAAUGACAUGUUUCUAGAAUUCUUUAUUAGUAGAAAUAUAUCCCAGAUAGCUCAUUCUACAUUUGAUAUUGUUCUCCAGUCUUUAAAAAAUCCAAAAACGACAUCAUUUGCACUCAACCUUAUAGCAGCUGAUUAAAAUAACGUCUAAUGUGUGAUCCAAUCAUCAAAGAAAGGCAAAGUAAAAGUUGCCCAAAAUAUAAAAAAAGAGAUGCCUUCAAAUGAUCUUUAUCUUAUUGACAGGAUUGCAAUCCAUGCGGCAAAUCAUUAUUCUUUGGUAUUUAUCCACAUCUUGAACAAUUCCUAGAAGAAAUAUCUAAUGCUUAUGCAAAAGAAUGUGCAUACCAUAAUGGAAUAAACCCAACUAUUGUUAAGCUUUUACGCUUAAGCAACUAAAAUAGAUCAAUCAUUAAAGAUGAUUAUGAAGAGACUUGUUAAAUCGAUAGUUACACUUUACUUCGCCAUCUAUGAGAAGUUCUUCAUUGAAUAUGAGAGUUUUUUUGCCACUCUAGAUAUAGUUAAGGUCACUGAAGUUGUUCAAGUACAAAAGGACUUUAAAAGCAUUAAACUAGCAAAUUAGAUAUAGAAGAUGCUUCUAAAUAUCCUUAAUAUGAAAGAGGAUAAAUUGAAGGGAAAUAAAAACUACUUGGCAUUAUUCAAAAUUCUGCUGGAAAAUGGCAGUAAUUUUAUUAUGCAGGAUGUACAUAGAGAAUUGAAGAAGUAAUGCAAGGAUUAUCUUGCUUUCUUUAAUUCCAAGUUAACUGGAGAUGAACUUAAAGCUUUUAAAGAUUAGCAAGUCAAUAUCAUACUAUGGUCAAAGCUGAGUUUCUUUCAAUAUUAUUUCCAAAAUCUCUCUUGGUUUUUGACCAGUGAUGAUGCAGACACCUUUUAUAAGUUAAUAAAUGUAGAGAUUGCUAAAAAUGUUUGUAUAAGUAUUGGAGAAAUGAUGAGGAGCUAUCUAGAAAUAUUAUAGAAUACUAUCAAUAAUGUAGAUGAAGAUCUUCAGCAAGUUUAUCAAUCAUUCAUAGAGAACUUGAUUCUGUUUUAGUGUUUGAUGCUGGAGAUACCAGGAUACACUUAAUUUCUGGGAGAGCAGGAGAUCUUCACAUUCACGCUUAGGAGUAUUAAGCAAAUUUAAAGUAUUGGCGAGAAGUAUCAAUUCUCAUGCACUGGGCUGAUAGUUAAGGUGAUACAAAGCAUUACUGACAUCAAUGGAUUUCUAAACAAAAAUACUGAAAUUGGAUGGGUUUUACAAUUCCUAAUGGAAAGUGGUCAAAGAAUAUUUGAACAUCUUUAAUUCAUUACCACAACAGUUAGAAUAUUAGCAUCAGGCUGUACAAAGGAUAAACUAUAUCUCUUUAGACCACUAGGAGAAUACUUGAGAGAAGUACUAGACCAGGAAUUCUUUGAGGAUGUUAAAAGUCAUUUAACUCAAGAGUAAAUACAAAUAAAUUAGCAGGAUAAGGAAAGUUUGGUUGAUGAGGUAAAAUUUGUAUUGUCCCUACUAAAACCUGCUGAUUUGAGCGAGAUAAAAGAUACAAACAAUAAGAUCAUUUCAAAUAAGGGAAGUGUUAUAUAGGCUGCUGGCUUAAUGUCACUCAGUACGAUAGAUCAACUGAAAAAUUAUGACUCUAGAAACAGAUUUAACUCUUCAGUUACAAGCUCUGCUGGGUUCCAGUUACCUGAGUAUAACAGAGUUAAUAUGGUUGAAAAGGUUGAUGAUGAAUUUUAAAAGAUUAUGGAGAAAUACACUCCAUAAAAUUAGCUUGAUUGGUUGGCUAUUGCAAAGUAAUCAUAAAAACUGAAACCCCCUAGAUAAACUCCUACCCAAUAAUCUCUCAGAAAAACUUAGAGUGUAGCCUAGUUUUAUUUCUUUUAGGGGAAAUUUAAUAAUUAUUGA